Talaromyces atroroseus is the source of this 1527-nucleotide messenger RNA. RefSeq lists its product as hypothetical. Lineage: Eukaryota; Fungi; Ascomycota; Eurotiomycetes; Eurotiales; Trichocomaceae. Gene Ontology annotation, biological process: transmembrane transport. Gene Ontology annotation, cellular component: membrane. Gene Ontology annotation, molecular function: transmembrane transporter activity. The record is from RefSeq and is a predicted model, not a curated record. The transcript has 6 exons. Bases 1 to 1527 code for a protein of 508 amino acids.
AUGUCUUCAGACGGUCGAAUCGUCCAAGAAGGGCUGCGCAGCACCUUUGGAGUAUGGUCUCUGUGUGCCAUGGCUGUGGUGCUACCCGGUGCGUGGAGUUUCGCUGCCAGCUCCAUGGUGAUUGGUAUCUAUGGCGGAGGUCCUGCUGUCGAAAUUUGGGGUACUCUGGCUGUUGGAGCUGCACUCUCGAUAUUCUGCCUCAAUCUUGCUGAAUACGCAUCUGCAUUCCCAAAUGCGGCAGGAGUAACGUAUGCUGCAGCACGACUCGGUGGUCCAAAGUAUGGUCGUGUUUGUUCCUAUUACACCGGAUCGUUUCUCUCGAUGACCAUUGCAUUUAUCCCACCGACUUUGAUCCUGGUACUCGCAGAGCUUAUAUUCACUUGUGCCUGUCUAUUUCAUCAAGAGUUUGUUCCGAAAAGAUGGCAGAUCUGGCUGCUGUUUCAGCUGUUCAAUAUCGUCUACCUUUUCGUUCUCAAGUAUUGGAGUACCAUCAUUGGUGAAUUGAAUAGAAUUGGCAUCUUCGUAUUGGCCACUGGCUUGAUUGUCACGAUCGGAGUUAUGGUAGGGAUGUCGAACGGAGAUAGGCCCUCCAAUGCUUUUAUUUGGACGAGUUUUGAGAAUGGCAGUGGAUAUAGCUCCCCAGCCAUGGGUGCCUUGCUUGGUCUUCUAGGCCCUCUCUAUGCCUACGGACCACCUCACUGGAUGCUGAAUUUGGCAGAUGAUGUCAAGAACCCAUCAAGAAGCAUUCCCAUUGCCCUGCUAGCUCAGCAGAUUGGAAACAUUAUCACACUUUUUGGUUUCUACGUCGCCGUUUACUACUGUAUUAACGACUACAACGGGCUUCUGACCACCUCAUUUCCAUCUCUGAUCGGAGAACUGUAUCUCCAGGGAACAAAAUCGCCAGUCGCUUCGAUCUUCUUAAUGCUGCUUGUGAUUGCACCAUCAUUGUUCGGUACUUAUGGCUACAUUUCUGCCAACAUUCGCAUGCUCUGGGGUUUCGCCAGGAAUGGAUCCCUGCCAUACAAAAGUUUCUGGAUGAAGGUUGACAAGAAGCACAACAUUCCCAUCAACAACCUGUACGUUUCAAUUGGCGUCAACACUAUUAUGAGCUUCAUCUAUCUCGGAUCACCCUUCGGCUUUGAUAUCAUCAUUGAUUCUGCCAACUUCUUCUACAGCAUGGGUUUCCUCCCUCUAUUGGCGGCUUCCAUCCUCACCAAACGGAAGUAUUUGCAUGCUGCACCCAAGUCCUACUUCCGCAUGUCAUAUACAGUAGGGACAUGCUGCGAAAUAUUCAGCUUUCUGUUCAAUUUGGGCAGUUGUGUUGUUGAAGCAUUCCCAAGUGCCUAUCCGGUGACCGCCGAAAACAUGAACUAUGCUGUUGUUUUUGGGGGUGCCGGUGUUCUGCUUACUACGCUGGGAUGGGUCUUCCAUGGCAGAAAGCACUAUCUAUUGCAAGAUUUGGACGGCGUAGUUGAGGACUAUGAGCAGACAGCUGAAGUGAAGGUGUCGCCCAAGGAGGACGACUGA